AAUGUCUUUGUCUUUACCUGUCUGUCUGACUGCCGUGAAACAGUCACUGUUUCUACUGACAACGAAAAUUACCACAGGUGGCAAUCGUCACUGGCAGAGAGCAGAGGCUUCUGGGCGGAAGACGGACUCUCUGGAGGUGGAAAUGACAUCCUACGUGCUGCUGGCGCUGCUCUCAGGCCCCUCCAUGCCAGGCUUUGGGCUGGACUACUCCACCGCCAUCGUCCGCUGGCUGGCCCAGCAGCAGAACCCCUACGGAGGUUUUGCUUCCACACAGGACACAGUGGUAGCACUGCAAGCCCUGGCCAAGUACGGUGCUGCCACCUUCAGUCCAGAGGGCGCCAGUGCAGUCAGUGUGAGCUCUGCCGGAGGCCUGAAUAUGGAGUUCACUGUGAAUCAGAACAACAGGCUGCUCUAUCAGGAGGAGCAGCUGAAUGAGGUCCCUGGGGACUACAACAUCAAGGCACAGGGCAAGAGCUGCGUGUUUGUGCAGAUCGCCAUGCACUACAAUAUUCCCCCUCCUCCUGAUUUCUCUACUUUUAACAUCUCAACAGAGACACUGGGGAAAUGCGACGGCACCAAGAAAUCUCUGAUUGUGUCUGUGGAUGUAAGGUACAACGGUCGGCGAGAGGAGACCAACAUGGUGAUCAUCAAUGUCAAGCUUCUCUCCGGCUUCGUCCUGGACAAGUCCUCCCUCAGGCCUUUGAAAAAUGACCCCACUGUCAAGCGAGUUGACCUGGAGGAAGGACAUGUCAUAAUCUACCUAGAUGGGCUGAAGCAGAAGGAAACUAAGACGUACAGCCUGGCCAUAGAGGAGGAUGUGCCUGUGAGGAAUCUGAAACCAGCUGUGGUGAAAGUGUAUGACUACUACCAGACAAGUGAUGAAGCUGUGAGUGAAUACAGCUCCCCAUGUGCAGAGAGUGAUGAAAUCAAUGAAGUGUGACAGACAGAGAGCCAAUCACAAGCUGACUGGACCCGGGCUCAACCAAGUGCUUUCAUACGUAGGAAUGUUUUUUUAGGCAGAGCUCAUGAAUUUUCUCAAUUUAUUUAAUUUGAUGCUUAUAGUUCAUGGUAACACAUUGACCACAUUGACAAACUCAUCAACCAUUUUUAAUAUUGUAAGUGAACACAUUUUUUCUUAUGUCAAUUUGAAAAGGUGGGCAGAGAUGGGCUGUAGGAUUUUACCUUUUAACUGUGUUUAUUUUGUUUUGUUACUUUGAUUUGUGCUAACAUGUCACAACCUGCUGUUGUAACCCUACAACUGCUAUUACUAAAGUGAUUAUGUGAGAUCGUUAUUUCAAAAGUAGCA
Molecule: messenger RNA, 1306 nt
Organism: Salvelinus fontinalis (brook trout)
Lineage: Eukaryota; Metazoa; Chordata; Actinopteri; Salmoniformes; Salmonidae
Product: alpha-2-macroglobulin-like
Exons: 8
Coding region: 2-940 (312 amino acids)
Cellular component (GO): extracellular region
Source: RefSeq, a predicted model, not a curated record